AUGCAUAAAGGGGAGAAACCUUAUAAAUGCCUGCACUGUGGAAAUAGUUUCAGGCAAAAAGUUCAUCUUAAGUCACACGAGAUGAUUCACACGGGGGAAAAACCAUUUCAAUGCAUUGAAUGUGGAAAGAGCUUCCAUUGCUCUGCAAACCUUACUGUCCAUCACAGAAUCCACACGGGGGAGAAGCCCUUUCAAUGCCUGCAGUGUGGAAAGAGAAUCCACAGUGGAGAGAAACCGUAUCAAUGCACCGAGUGUGGGAAUUGCUUCAGUUAUAAAAGUCACCUUAAUAACCAUAAAAGGAUCCACACAGGUGAAAAGCCUUAUAAGUGCACUGAAUGUGGCAAAUGCUUCACUCGACUGGGGACUCUCUCUAUUCACAAAAGGCUGCACACUGGGGAGAAACCAUACAAAUGCCUGGAGUGUGGAAAGAAUUUCGGUGAUUCCAGCCAGUUAACGUCCCAUAGGAGAAUCCACAGUGGAGAGAAACCGUAUCAAUGCACCGAGUGUGGGAAUUGCUUCAGUUAUAAAAGUCACCUUAAUAACCAUAAAAGGAUCCACACAGGUGAAAAGCCUUAUAAGUGCACUGAAUGUGGCAAAUGCUUCACUCGACUGGGGACUCUCUCUAUUCACAAAAGGCUGCACACUGGGGAGAAACCAUAUGAAUGCCGCAUAUGUGGAAAGUGCUUCAUUACAAAAAAUGAGCAUAUCCUACAUAGCAGGAUCCACACUGGGGAAAAACCAUAUCAGUGCCAAGAGUGUGGAAAAUGUUUCCGUGAUUCUGGAGAACUGACGAGCCAUAAAAGGAUUCACACAGGGGAGAAACCCUAUAAGUGCACGGAGUGUGGGAUGAGUUUUAGAAAAAGUGGUUACCUUUGUAUCCAUAAGAGGAUCCACACUGGAGAGAAACCGUAUACAUGUCAUGAGUGCGGAAAAAGCUUUAGUCGAAAUCAUUCACUCAGGAUCCAUAGAAGACUUCACUCAGGGGAGAAACCCUAUAAAUGCCUGGAGUGUGGAAAAUGUUACAGUGACAGUGGCAAGCUUACCUCCCACAUGAGGAUCCACAAAGGAGAGAAGCCAUUUAAAUGCAUCGACUGUGGAAAGAGUUUCAGAGAUUGCUGGAAUCUUACGGUCCAUAGAAGAAUUCAUACAGGGGAGAAGCCGUAUGAGUGUGUGGAGUGUGGAAAGAAAUCCAGAACCUGGAAUGACUUUAGUCACCAUAAGAAAACGCACAACAUGAAAAGUCAACACUAA
Messenger RNA from Thamnophis sirtalis, 1251 nucleotides. Lineage: Eukaryota; Metazoa; Chordata; Lepidosauria; Squamata; Natricidae. The record is from RefSeq and is a predicted model, not a curated record.